GCACCCUUUGGCUGCUUCCCUCAUGGCGCAGAUGACCGAUGGAGCAAGCUCAGGAUUGGUUGGCAGAUGUGGAUGCCGUGUGCAGCCCCGAACCCUCCUGGAGUUUCAGAGACGAGGACCGUACCGUGCUGCUAUGGGCCCUUGUGCCCGCACCGACACGCGGAGAUCGCUUGAAGAUGUUGAAUCUGAAUGGAUUGGUGAUGGUCGACAUCAGGCCGAAGCUUCUUCGCAUCAUCGUGACCGACACAUUGAUGCACACCACUCACCGCUUCCAGUGGCUCAAUCUCUGGGGUGCAAUUCUCCCAGAUCAGAGCAAAUAUCACCUGUCCGAAGACGGCAAGCGGGUGGUUCUGCGCUUGCGCAAAGUGAACGACAGCUUUGCUGCAGGGCCCUGGCUCAGUUUCCUGGAUCUGAGGACAGGACGCGUGCACCUGGAAUCCAACGCUUGGCCCAAAAUCCUCCAAGAGCUCCAGGGAGCCUGGCGCAGUGAGGACGAAGAACCCAUCGAAGUUCUGGGCGACCAGGUCAUCUGGCCCCAAGGAAGCCGGGAUACACUUCUGGUAGACGAGUCAGAUGACUCCUUCAUUCUUCAUCAAACUGGAGAUGCUGGCAAGGUUCCACACAGCAAUUGUAGGGGCUUCUAUCAGCGUGAGAGCUUCCUGAUUCGCUGGGAAGAUGAAGAUACCUGGUCCCGCAUUCCAGGUUUGGCCUUGCAACGGAAGGAGCAGCGCCAGGGAACUACUGGACCUGGUGGAAAGUGA
Messenger RNA from Cladocopium goreaui, 761 nucleotides. Lineage: Eukaryota; Dinophyceae; Suessiales; Symbiodiniaceae. The record is from the annotation of a GenBank genome assembly.